AUGCGUCUGAUGUCGUUGUUUCAGAAUGUUGCCAAUGUAAACCCCCGGGACUGCGUGGAGGACGAAAAACAGAACCGCAUCAUAUUUGUAGUAAAUUCGGGCAAGAUGGGCCUGGCGAUAGGAAAAAACGGGGCGCACAUCAAGACACUGCAGAAGAUGGUCGGGAGAAACAUCGAGUUGGUGGAGUACAACGAGGAUCCGGCAACAUUCCUGAAGAACCUACUAAACAACAAGCUGGUCACCGAGGCAAAGAUAACAAAGCGCCCCGAUGGGGCACAGCAGGCCAUAGUUGUAGUAGAUCCCCGCAACAAGGGUCUCGUGGUGGGCCGGGACGGACGCAACGCCGAGAAGGCAAGACUGCUUGCCCGUAGAUACUUUGGUAUCGCCAACGUUCUAAUCAACAGUCCCGAAGCUGCAAAGAUGGAGUUGUAA
This is a messenger RNA of Geodia barretti, 432 nucleotides long. The record is from the annotation of a GenBank genome assembly. NCBI's taxonomy places the organism in Eukaryota, Metazoa, Porifera, Demospongiae, Tetractinellida, Geodiidae.